Penicillium oxalicum is the source of this 1182-nucleotide messenger RNA. RefSeq names its product glycosyltransferase family 15 protein. Lineage: Eukaryota; Fungi; Ascomycota; Eurotiomycetes; Eurotiales; Aspergillaceae. The coding region runs from base 1 to 1182 and encodes 393 amino acids. Gene Ontology annotation, cellular component: membrane; Golgi apparatus. Gene Ontology annotation, biological process: cell wall mannoprotein biosynthetic process; protein N-linked glycosylation; protein O-linked glycosylation. The transcript has 4 exons. Gene Ontology annotation, molecular function: alpha-1,2-mannosyltransferase activity. The record is from RefSeq and is a predicted model, not a curated record.
AUGGCGAUCGCGCGACCGAUUCGCAUGCUGGGUGCAGCAUGUAUCCUGCUGACACUCUUUCUCAUCUUCCAGACGCGCCAAGACUCUGGUGGGACGUCAUCUAAAUUGACACACGGCAUGAGACGGGAUCCCCUACUAGAUCCCACUGGAGAGCCAGCUGGCGAGUUAUGGCGCGCCGAGGAUCACGACUAUGCCCCUGGAAGCGAGAAGUCAGCCCGCACGAACGCAGCGCUCAUCUCCUUGGUUCGCAACCAGGAGCUUUACGAGCUGAUCAGCACGAUGCGUGAUCUUGAGCGUACCUGGAAUAACAAGUUCAACUAUCCAUACAUCUUCUUCAACGAUGAGCCCUUCACAGAGGAAUUUAAACAGAAGACGCAGGCCGUCACCAAGGCUAAGAUUCAGUACGAGUUGGUACCCAAGGAACACUGGCUGGUCCCUGACUGGAUUGAUAUGGAGCUAUUCCGUGAAUCCGCUCAAAUUCUCGAGGAGGAGAACAUCCAGUACGCCUCGAAGCUCUCGUAUCACCAAAUGUGUCGUUGGAACAGCGGCAUGUUCUACAAGCACCCUGCCCUCAAGGAUUACCGCUACUAUUGGCGCAUCGAGCCCAAGGUACAAUUCUUUUGCAAUGUCGACUACGAUGUUUUCCGCUACAUGGAGGACAACAACAAGACCUACGGCUUUACUAUCAACCUCUACGAUGCCCCGCAGACGAUCAAAACGCUAUGGCCUGAGACCCGCAAGUUCCUCGCCGCGAACCCCUCGUACUUGAAUGAGAACAACAUGUGGGAGUGGCUUACGGACGACAAGGCGCGUCCCGAGCACACAAAGGGUGCAAAUGGUUACUCAACUUGCCACUUCUGGUCCAACUUCGAGAUUGGUGAUCUAGACUUUUUCCGGGGAGAGCAGUAUGAGUCAUACUUCCAGCACUUGGAUCGCGCGGGUGGUUUCUUCUAUGAGCGUUGGGGUGAUGCGCCCGUCCACUCAAUUGGAGUCGGUCUUUUCGCUAAUGCUGCGAACGUGCACUGGUUCCGUGAUAUCGGCUACAACCAUAUCCCAUACUAUAACUGUCCCAACUCACCAAAGUGUUCUGGCUGCAAAGCCGGUCAAUUCUUUGCCGGUGCAGAUUUUCUCGCCAAGGAGGACUGCCGGCCAACGUACUUCAAGUACGUUGGUACACACUAG